This is a messenger RNA of Ostrea edulis (European flat oyster), 8279 nucleotides long. RefSeq names its product cytosolic 10-formyltetrahydrofolate dehydrogenase-like. Bases 173 to 2827 code for a protein of 884 amino acids. The record is from RefSeq and is a predicted model, not a curated record. Gene Ontology annotation, cellular component: cytoplasm. The transcript is spliced from 23 exons. NCBI's taxonomy places the organism in Eukaryota, Metazoa, Mollusca, Bivalvia, Ostreida, Ostreidae. Gene Ontology annotation, biological process: biosynthetic process; 10-formyltetrahydrofolate catabolic process; one-carbon metabolic process. Gene Ontology annotation, molecular function: aldehyde dehydrogenase (NAD+) activity; formyltetrahydrofolate dehydrogenase activity.
AAACCACAAGACACAUGUGGCAGAAAGUCAUGUGACCAUGCUGUUUUUAAGUUGUAACCUAGAUUUUGCCUCAUGAGAAUUGUUGUUGUGAACAGUGCAGGGACAGUAUAGCAGGUUUGCUGGUGAUUGCUUGCUUGGUUUUAGCAUUUGAAUACAGUCUUGGUACAACAGAAUGAAGGUAGCUGUGAUUGGUCAGAGUCUGUUUGGGGCCGAGGUCUAUCGACUUCUACAAAAGGAUGGUCAUCACAUUGUGGGGGUGUUCACUGUGCCUGAUGUAAACGGAAAACCAGAUCCCCUGGCCCUGGCGGCCGCCAAGGACGACAUCCCUGUCUUUAAGUACAAGCGCUGGCAGGUGAAAAAAGUAGCCAUCCCCGAGGUCCUGCAAGAGUACAAAUCCAUUGGAGCCGAGCUUAACGUCCUCCCGUUCUGUUCUCAGUUCAUCCCAAUGGAUGUCAUCAACUACCCCAAGUAUCAAUCCAUUAUAUACCAUCCGUCCCUGCUACCGAGACACAGGGGGGCGUCGGCUAUUAAUUGGACCUUGAUGCAGGGAGAUAAGACUGGUGGUUUCUCCGUUUUCUGGGCAGAUGACGGACUCGACACAGGACCGAUUCUCCUACAGAAGAAAUGUUACGUUGCCCCCGAUGACACUGUAGACACCAUAUACAACCGGUUCCUGUUUCCGGAGGGUGUCAAGGCCAUGGGGGAGGCGGUACAGAUGAUCCAUCAAGGGAGAGCACCCAGAAUAGUACAGCCUGAAGAGGGCGCCACUUACGACGCAUUACUGAAGAAAUCCAAUGUAAAGAUCGACCUGAAUCAAUCAGCAGAAACUAUUCACAAUUUCAUCCGAGGCUGUGACAAAGUGCCAGGGGCAUGGAUCGAGAUCAAUGGGGAGAAAGUGACGCUAUUUGGGUCUCGUUUGUGGAACAGAAUGGAACCGCGUGGAACUAAAGUAGACCUCCAGGGCUCCAGCAAGCCCGCCAUUGUACACAAAAACGGCAUGGUCAUCUUUGGAAAUGACGGGAAGAUGGUGAAUGUCAGCCAGAUUCAGUUUGAGAACGGGAAGAUGAUCCAAGCCUCCAAGUUUGGAAAAGAGGACACCUCCCAGACCAAGUUAGAACUGACCCCAGAGGAGGAAACCAUGAUCCAAAAUCUGAAGGUGGUGUGGGGCGGCAUAUUGAAUGUGGAAGUGGAGGAAACGACUGACUUCUUCAAAUCCGGGGCAGGAUCUAUGGAUGUUGUGAGGUUGGUGGAAGAGGUCAAAGAGAAGUGUAAUGGAGUCAGCCUUGAGAAUGAAGAUGUUUACAUGAAUGCUGGGUUUGAGGACUUUGCCAGCUGUGUCAUUCGACGAUUCCGAGGGAUCGAGGACAAGGAACCGUUUACGUACGAUGCAGUAAACUUGAGAGUAAACAACAUGGACCUGUCCUUCCCGCACCAGUGUUUCAUUGACAACGAAUUUGUGGAUUCUUCAGAUGGCCGAACGUUUGACACGAUUAAUCCGAGUGAUGAGUCUGUAAUCUGUAAGGUGUCGAGAGGUACGCCAGACGAUGUAAACAGGGCUGUGGAAGCUGCUAAGGUGGCAUAUUAUGAAGGUGAAUGGGGGAAAAUGAAUGCACGGGAUCGAGGAUCUCUCAUGUACAGACUUGCCGAUUUGAUGGAUGAGCACAAGGAAGAGUUAGCUACCCUGGAGACUAUUGACUCGGGGGCGGUAUACACCCUCGCCCUGAAGACUCACGUGGGCAUGUCCAUUGACACGUUUAGGUACUUUGCAGGCUGGUGUGACAAGAUCCAGGGUUUGACCAUUCCGAUCAACAAUGCCCGUCCAAACAAGAACUUGACCUACACCAAACGAGAACCUAUCGGGGUGUGUGCUAUUGUGGUGCCAUGGAACUAUCCCCUGAUGAUGUUGGCAUGGAAAAUGGCAGCUUGUUUGGCAGCAGGAAACACUGUGGUCCUGAAACCAGCACAGGUAACACCUUUGACAGCCCUCAAAUUUGCGGAGCUGGUCGUCAAGGCUGGCUUCCCUCCAGGUGUCAUUAACAUCUUACCUGGACCAGGCUCUUCCAUUGGACAAGCCAUGUCGGAUCAUCCAGACAUCAGAAAACUCGGAUUUACUGGAUCCACUCCGAUAGGAAAAACCAUCAUGGAAAGUUGUGCCAAAGCUAAUCUGAAGAAGGUGUCGCUGGAGCUGGGAGGGAAAUCUCCCCUGAUUAUUUUUAGCGACUGUGAUAUGGACAAAGCUGUUAGAAUGGGAUUGAGUUCCGUGUUUUUCAACAAAGGAGAGAACUGUAUUGCCGCAGGACGACUGUUCGUGGAGGAAUCUAUUCACGACGAAUAUUUGGAACGCAUCAUUGGAGAGAUCAAGAAGAUGAAGAUCGGGGACCCUCUGGAUCGCUCCACCGACCACGGGCCUCAGAACCACAGAGCUCACAUGGAAAAAUUACUAGAGUACUGCGAGGUGGGAGUCAAAGAGGGGGCCAAGCUUGUGUACGGGGGCAAGCAAGUGGACAUGAAAGGACUUUUCAUGGAGCCCACUGUGUUUACGGAUGUCGAGGAUCACAUGUUUAUUGCCCAGGAGGAGUCGUUUGGACCGGUGAUGAUAAUCUCGAAGUUUCAGGAUGGGGAUGUCGAUGGCGUGUUAAAGAGUGCUAACGGGACGGAAUAUGGUCUGGCCUCUGGGGUCUUCACGAAGGACAUUAACAAGGCUAUGUAUGUGGCAGACCACCUCGACGCCGGAACCGUGUUUGUCAACACGUACAACAAAACGGACGUCGCCUCUCCGUUCGGAGGAUUCAAACAGUCAGGUUUCGGAAAGGAUCUCGGUGAGUAGAUGAAAACAAAUAUGCAAGAAACUAUGGCUGUCAUUGUGUAUUGUAAAAAUGAUACAAGUGCAUAUAUUUUUAAUUUUUCUAGAAGACGAAAACGAGAAUGCAAUUUCCAUGUCAUAAUUGGUAGUGUGAAAUAAGCAUAUAUCAGGGGGGGGGGGGGGGGGGGGGGUUAUUUCAUUAGAUUUCAACUACCGGUGGAUACACGUACAUGUGUUUUGUAUGAUGUUUCAAUGUGUAGAAACCAUAUCCAGGAAAUUACAUGCCAUGAGAACUGUUAAGGUCAUGAUUCACAAAAAUCGGCCCCCACAAAUUCAUUACACAAACACUGUGAUUAAAGUGAAGUAAUUUGAUCCAUAACUGGUAAUAAUUUAAUUCUUAUUGUAUCCUUGUCUCUGAUUGGUCAAAUUCCAAUUGAAGAACACAGGUUAUUUUUGUAUAACCUGGUUUGGUCAGCUGGUUUGGUAUGGGGACACACCCACUUGACAACCAGAUGUCGGAACUAUUUUUUUUUCUCUCUCUAAACUUCUAUGGAAUAGAAAGUCAACGUGCACAAUAAGAUACUUCGGUUUGAUACACAUGUUGUUUUCUCGUUGUCAAUAUUAGCAUCUAGGCCUACUUGUACGCAAAUCACUUUUGUUAAACAUCUUUCUCUGUAUGUAUGGUCGAAUAAUACUAUUGAUAGAUUAAAACAAAUAUAUUAUAUUCGAAUUAAUGAUUUGCCAAGUAAGUAUUACCCUGUUCAUUUUGAAAUACAUUUCUCACUGGGGAAAAGAAGGGGGGUGCGUUGUUUCAUUCCUUGAUCCGUCUUUCAACAAAGCAAGCAAAAAUUCAUACGUCACAUUUUAUCACAUGACGUCAGACACAUUGACAUGUGGAUGCUAUUUGUUACUUGCUUACAUAUUUUCUUGUGUCGGAUUUACUAUUAGCGAUAACAUUGCAUACAAGGGUAAGUUUUCAUUUAGUAGAAGUUUUCACAGAGUUGAAAGCCGUAAAUUAUUGCAUUUUCGGAUAUUUGCAGAUUUAUUUUGGGUAGGCCUAAACAAUGCAAUUUCCCGUAUUUUCUCAAUCUGUCGGAGAUGAUCGACUUCAAAGUCGAUCUCUAUCUCUAAAGGGCAGCGAAAUACUCAUUACAUGGAUAGUCUACACAUAUUUUCUAUCAUGAUAAACUUCACUUUCGAUACAAUAUUUUGAUAAAUGGCUAGGCUCCGUAGAACUAAGAUUAAAGAUGGCGACCUUUGGCUUCGCAGCUAGAUCUAGACGCUUCGUGUCGCUGUUGCUAAGUAAAUCAUUGCGCGGCUUGGUUGACUUGUAUUUUUCCGAGUGUAUGUACAUUUUGAUAAACGAAGGUUAGCAUCUUUGUCUCUUGCAUUAAAUUAUAAGGAAUGACUUUAAUUCUGGGGCAAGUUAUACGAGUAUAACCUGGUUUGGGUCAGUUUACGCUUUUUUAUAAUCCGCUUCGCGGAUUAUAAAGCGUAAACUGACCCAAACCAGGUUAUACUCGUAUAACUUGCCCCAGAAUUAAAGUCAUUCCUUAAAUAAUUAGUUGAAGUAAAUUAUCUUCUAAUUUGUCCAUGAAUCUCUAGAAACAGAAGCUUGAAAUAUUGGUGUAUUCGUAGAGCUGAAAAUCAGCAUUGAAGCCUAAUAUUUACCAUGUAUAUUCCUAACUCCUGAAAAUGUCUGCUUGCGAAUUAGCAGUGAAGUUUGAUAAAUGUAUGUACCUUGUGUAUUUAUAACUCCAGAAAAUGUGUGUAUGUGAAUCAACUGCAAUGGUUGAUAUUUUAUGUGUGUAUGUUAAUUCGCUGCAAUGGUUGAUAUUUUAUGUGUGUAUGUUGAUUCGCUGCAAUGGUUGAUAUUUUAUGUGUGUAUGUUAAUUCGCUGCAAUGGUUGAUAUUUUAUGUGUGUAUGUUGAUUCGCUGCAAUGGUUGAUAUUUUAUGUGUAUAUAUGAAUCCGCUGCAAUGGUUGAUAUUUUAUGUGUGUAUGUGAAUUCGCUGCAAUGGUUGAUAUUAGGACGUUCUGAAGAUCUGCAUUUUUUUUUUACCAGAUUAGAAGAAUGAACAAAAAGUUACUUAAUUGAUUAAUACAUAUACUGUACUCAUGAAAAGGAAUAAAGGGAAACGAAGCAAGCAGUUAACAAUUGGGACCAUUGGGAAAUUAUUCAAAAAUAAAAUCGGUGUAAAACCAGGUCUACAAUUUAGUACAGACUGGGGAUAUUUGAAAUACAGAACUUUGAAAUUUUGUAUAACUUCCAGUUACAUUUAUGCAAUAAUGUCAAAGACAUAUUUGUGAAAAUUUUGGAGUUUUGUAAAAAUGUUUAAGUAGUAUGUACAGUAUAUUUUCUUUUCAAGCCAACAUUUUCUUAAUACUUUGAUAAAAUCAUUGUAGUAAUUAUGCAUGAUUUUUUUGUGCUCCCCAGAAAAUGUUUAGGGAGCAUAUAACUCCCAUGUGUGUCUGUCAUCAGAAAUUGAUAUAAUUAAUCAUAAAUGUUCAUUGAUACAAGGACUUUUGAUGCAAUGUAUUUCAAAGUCCUUUUGGAAAGGUAAAGGUCACACAGAACAUAAAAUUUCCUUAUUUCAACGGUUUUUGAUAUAAAAUUUCCCACUUCCUAACAUUUCAUCAGAAAUUGAUCAUAAAUACUCCUUGAGACAGGGACUUUUGGACCAAGGACAUUUUGGAAAGGUUAAGGUCACUCAGAACAUAUACCUUAAAUAAGUGAAAAGUUCCUUAUUUCAACAGUUUUUAGGGCCCUGCAUGAAAUGCGGGAGCCCUAUAAUAAUCACAUUGUCAGUCCAUCAACACUUUAUUUGUAACAAGAUAACUCUCAGUUUUCAUUGUACAGUUUUCAAAUUUUGUACAGAAAUAAUUUACAAUAAGAGGAAGACACCUAUAGAUUUUGGGGGUCAUGUCUGUGUGUAUGUUGUUAUCUUUGUUAUGACUAUCUAUUUACCACUGUCGAAGGGAGAUAAUUCAAUUUGAAUUAUGAUAUAUUGUAUUGAUAUAGAAAACUUACAAAAAAUAAGUCUACAACAUUUUGUAUGAGUAUAUAUAUAUUUUUUUUAACAUGAUAUUAAAAAAUGCUUGGUUUUACAUGUAUAUUAAAUGAAAUGUACGUCAUUCCCAGUCAACAACUCUUGAUCAGGAUCGGAAUACGAAAUUAAAUUGAAUGUCAAACAGAAGUAAUUUACAUUUGCAUAUGCUUCAUGAUUCCUUUUUCACGAAUUUGCACUCCGGUGUAUCUUUGAAUAUUAUUAAUUCUAACAUAUACACUGUACAUGUAUACCAGCCCCAAACAUUGCUAUAUCAAAUGCAGAUGUCACUUUCCUCUAAUAACCCUCAGCAGCGCCCUUGUUAACCGUGUCAGUUUUCUAGUUGAACAGCUAUUGAUCAUAUAUCAUACAAAUAAGUAAUUAUAGGCAAAUGGCUUUCAGACAAAGGUCAAUCAAGGUCAUUUUAUAUAUGAAUAUAUUUUAUAUAUGAAGAAGUUUUGAACAGGUAUUGGUCAUAUAUCACACAAAUAAAUAAUAGGUCACUUAAGGUCAUUUUGUAAAAGUCAAAAGAAACCAACCCUUCAUCAGUAUUUCAACAGUUAUUGAUCUUUGUAUGAGUCAUUCAUCAUCAGAAGUUCAUUUGCAUUUCAGUAAGCAUCCAUCAGACUUACUAAUAUCCCCGAUUUGUUUUGUUUUUUCUAUUUUUCAGAUAUAAAGAGGAGGAUGAAGUUUGAAUAAGUCGGACUUAUUUUGAUGUGGGAGUUCUUUGCCUCCAGUUCUAAAGAAUGUGUGGUGAUAAACUCCAUAAAUGCCUUUUAAAGAAUUUGAACUUGAUGCCAAAAAAAAAAAAAAGAAGAAAGAAUCCUGGUUCUAUAGCUUUAGUCUUUUCAUAUCUUUUUCUAUUAAACAGACAAUGCCAUACACAGGGGUGGGGGUGGGGGGGGCAGUUUACUUGAAAGUUAUGAACCAUAUUAAUAUAUUUUUCAAUUAUAUUUGCAACUUUUGUGUUGUGACAUUUUACUUAUUUGUUUACUGUGCGGUUAUUGGUACACUGCAGCAUUGUCUGAUUGGUUUAGUUUUUUUUUUAAUCCGGUGUUUUGGUUUUUGGGAUUUCUUUUUCAGAUUUUCAAACAUAUCACUUUGGUCAAUACUUAGUCUCAUUUUCAUUUAUUGCGCUUUAAUCGUUUUUAUUUUCAAAUGAAAGCUGGAAGAUGGUAUUCAAAUUUUGUGCAUUUUGAAUCUGGUCUUUCAAGAUGGACAUAAAUCAAGUGACAGUGUUACCAUUACUUGGAUCUAGAAUUUAUAUGACAAGUAAAUUUUCUCCGUAAAGGUGUAAUGUCUUAACUAUUUCAACAUUUUCUUUUCUGUUAAAUUUGAUAGCAGAUACAAUCAGACCUGUACAUCUGGUUUGUUUUCGGAGGUUUGUUGUAGAGUUUAAUGAUGUGAAGGUAAUGAUUUAAGUUGCCUGUUGAAGUGUUAUCAGUUAUCAGAGCUUUGUCUGUGUGCUGCCUUUAUAUCACGUGAAUCACUGUUAUAUAGUGAAGGCGUGCUUUGUUGGUUGGGAGGGGUAUUUUGUUGGUUGGGAGAUGUGUCAUUGUAGGUUCACCCUUGUGUACAACAUCUGACUUGAACUGUAUAGUGCUUUGCCUAAAUUAUAUUUUGUUGCAUCAUUAUAAUGUUUCAGAGAUGGAAGAUUGGGGGAGAGGUUGUUGUUUUGGGUCUGUUAUUCAAUAAGUUUAAUCUGUCUUUCCCAAGUUUUAAUAUUUGCUAGCUCAUGAAUUUUGAACUGUGUAAAACAGGGUAAAAUGCAAAGAUAAGGUCAAAGGUAAAAAGACAGACUGAAGGUCGCUGUCCAUGUUUUCUUAAGUUGUUUUUUUUUGUUGUUAGAAUGGUUGUAAAUGCACUAUUGUAAAUUACUGGUUGCUGGUGCUUUCCUUGUUAUGUGCCAUAAAUUUUAAAUAUUUUUGAAAAACGGGAUACAAUGGUUUAGCUCCCUUGCACAGCACGCUUUAUGUGUGAGCACUCUUCUGAAAUGUGAUCUUAUUGAAGUACAUUGUGUAACAAAGUACAUGUACAACAUUGCGUUUAGAUUAUAACCCCCCACCCCCUUUCUCCUGACCCCCCUCCCCCUUCCCCUGUCCUAAAUGUUAUGAACAUAUACUUGCAGUACCUAUUCUUCUGUUAAGCAUCUGGGGUCCAUUUGGAUUGAAUAUGGUACAUGCAAUGCAAGUGGAUUUUUUUAAUAUUUGAAAAACAUGUCCAGUAUAUCUCUCCAUUGAUUGGGUAGAAAUAUGUUGAAAUUCUUGUAGCCAGCCACACAUGAAAUUGUUUUGAAAUUUAUACUUGUUUCUUGUGUUUUGUUUAUUUUCUAGUGAGCAGAUGAGUGCAUUGUGAAUCAAAUGUUCUAAUGAUGUAAAAGAGGUAUUAUUGAAUUGAGACAAAUAAAUGGAGAAUUUUCCUUCAAUGAAA